UUUGAAAGCGGAAGCGACUCUCGGUUCCGCCGGGUUCCGCCCUCUGCUGACGUCACAGAGUCCGCCCGGUGCUUUUGGAGUUUGACGUGGCACUCGGCAUUCCGCGAACCCACCAGACGAGGCCGAUUCGAGCCCCGCUGCACAGACUGUCGGAGGCCAGUUCUUGGCAUGAGAAGAGCGUCCAAAUGAGUCAGCAGGGUUACGUUGCCACGCCGCCGUACUCCCAGGCGCAGCAGGGGCUGGGGGGCUACCAAGGCGGAUUCGGACCCGGUCCUGCGCAGCCCCACUACGGACACUACGGGGCGGGACCGCAGGCCUACGGGGGUCCUCCCGCGGCUGCAAUGAAGUCGCCGGUGUCCUCGGCUCCCGGCAUGCCUCCGCCUCCCGUGUCGGGUCCUUACAAUCCAAACAGCCAGCAGAACGGGGCUCAUCCACAAAGGUAUCCACCGUCUAGUUUCGGACAAGCCCCGCAGCCGUCGUACAACAGCAUGGCCUCUCCGGCCCCGCCUCCACCGAUGCCGCCCACCAAUCAGAUGAGCGCCAUGAAUUUGGGCAACUACGGACCAGUUCAGAACCCCCCGUCCGCGACAAGUCCCGUGGCCCAGCAGCCUUACCGGGCAGCCCCGCCUCCGGCCGGCACGCAGAUGGCCCCGCCGGCCGGCACGCAGAUGGCCCCGCCGGCCGGCACGCAGAUGGCCCCGCCGGCCAGCACGCAGAUGGCCCCGCCGGCCAGCACGUCCAUGCGCCAACCCUUCCCUGGACAGACUCUUCCUACAGGGCCCGGAGGGUUCCAUCAGCCUGGUCCUGGGCCUCUGGGUCCGCCAGGAUACCCGCAACAAGCAGGUCAGUUUAUGGGAGGCCACAUGGCAGGACCCCAGCCAGGGGGCUUCCCUGCAGGAUUGGGACCACAAGCCGGCCCCCCCCAGAAAAAACUGGAUCUGGACUCCAUCCCCAGCAUCACCCAAGUCAUCGAGGACGACCAAGCCAGACACGGUGGCCAAGUCUUCAGCACCAACAUCAGAGGACAAGUUCCACCUCUGGUCACCACCAACUUCACAGUCCAAGACCAAGGCCACGCCAGUCCCAGGUUCAUCCGUUGCACCACCUACUCCUUGCCGUGCACCGCCGACCUGGCCAAACAGUGCCAGGUGCCCCUAGCGUGCAUCAUCAAACCGUUUGCCCGUUUGCCGAAGAAUGAGACGCCGUUGUACCUGGUGAACCACGGCGAAAGCGGCCCCAUCCGCUGCAACCGAUGCAAGGCCUACAUGUGUCCCUACAUGCAGUUCCUCGACGGCGGCCGCCGCUACCAGUGCGCGUUCUGCAACUGCGUCAACGAAGUGCCCGUCUUCUACUUCCAACAUUUGGAUCACAUGGGCCGCCGGGUGGACUUCUACGAGCGGCCGGAGCUGUCGCUGGGGUCCUACGAGAUGGUCGCCACGCUGGACUACUGCAAGAACAACAAGCCUCCUAAUCCGCCCGCCUACAUCUUCAUGAUCGACGUGUCCUACAACAACAUCAAGAGCGGCCUGGUCAGGCUCAUAUGCGACGAGCUGAAGACGCUCCUGGAUAAGUUACCCGGGGAGGAGGGGGCCGAGAGCUCGGCCGUCAAGGUGGGCUUCGCCACCUACAACAAGACGCUCCACUUCUACAACGUCAAGAGCUCCCUGUCGCAGCCGCAGAUGAUGGUGGUGUCCGACGUGGCCGAGAUGUACGUGCCGCUUCCCGACGGCUUCCUCGUCGACUUCCGGGAGUCCAGGGGGCUCGUCUGCAACCUCCUGAACCAGAUCCCCGACAUGUUCACUGACACCAACGAGAGUGAAACGGUUUUUGCUCCGGUCAUCCAGGCUGCUGUGGAGGCGUUCAAGGAAGCGGAAUGCAGCGGCAAGCUCUUCAUCUUCCACUCGUCCAUGCCCACCGCCGAAGCUCCCGGCAAGCUAAAGAACAGGGACGACAAAAAGCUGGUGAACACGGACAAAGAGAAGACCCUGUUCCAGCCCGUCAAGGCCACUUACGAGCAGCUCUCCAAGGACUGCGUGGCUCAGGGCUGCAGCGUGACGCUGUUCCUGUUCCCCAACCAGUACGUGGACGUGGCCACCUUGGCCGACGUGCCGUCGCACACCGGCGGCUCCGUCUUCAAGUACAACAACUUCCAGGUGGACACGGACGGGGAGCACUUCCUGCGAGACCUGAGGAAGGAAGUCCAGAAGAGCAUCGGCUUUGACGCCAUUAUGCGUGUUCGUACCAGUACAGGCUUCCGAGCCACCGACUUCUUCGGCGCCAUCCACAUGAACACCACCACCGACGUGGAGAUGGCAGCGGUGGACUGCGACAAAGCGGUGACGGUCGAGUUGAAGCACGACGACGCGCUCAGCGAGGAGACGGGCGCGUUCAUCCAGUGCGCCUUGCUGUACACCACAGUCGGCGGGCAGCGGCGUCUGCGAGUCUUCAACCUCGGCCUCAACUGCAGCUCGCACUUGUCCGAGCUCUACAAGAGCUGCGAGACCGACUCGCUAGUCAACUUCUUUGCAAAAUCAGCCUACCGCGCCAUCCUCAACCAACCCCUGAAGAACGUGCGGGACAUCCUGGUCAACCAGACCGCGCACAUGCUGGCCUGCUACAGGAAGAACUGCGCCAGUGGCUCGGUCGCCAGCCAGCUGAUCCUGCCCGACGCCAUGAAGGUAUUCCCGGUUUACAUGAACAGCCUGAUGAAAACGGCCCCGCUGACCGGCAGCACCGAGCUGUCGACGGAUGAGCGGGCCCAUCAGAGGCUCGCGGUCAUGACCAUGUCGGCGGAGGACACCCAACUGCUGCUCUACCCGCGCCUUAUCCCGCUGCAUAACAUUGACGUCGGCAGCGAGGCCCCGCCCACUCCGGUGCGCUGCUCCGAGGAGCGGCUGGCGGACGGCGGCGUGUUCCUGCUGGAGAACGGCCACGCCUUGUUCCUCUGGUUGGGCCAGGCCAGCCCGCCGGACGUGGUCCAGAGCCUCUUUAACGUGCCCUCCCUCGCCCACCUGCAGCCCCACGCGUGUGCACUACCAGAACUGGACAACGCGCUAUCCAGGAAAGUCCGAUCCAUCGUUAACGACCUUCUGGAAAAGAGGCCUAGAUCUAUGAAGCUUCACAUCGUGAGGCAGAAGGACAAGCCCGAGAUGAUGUUCCGACAGUUCCUGGUCGAGGACAAAGGCCUGCACGGCGGGAACUCCUACAUGGACUUUCUAUGCUCCGUUCACCGGGAGAUCAGACAACUGCUCACUUAGGGAAGAAAAAACAUGGGGAUGCCCCCCCCCCCAAAAAAAAAAAAAUAAUAAUAAUCCCCACUCUACAAACUCAGUGACUUUUUACAUUCCUGGGACCAAACACAAAGUCACAUUUAACCCCACAAGUGCCAAAGUUGCCCCCCCCCCGGGGCAAACAUUCCUGCUUCCUGGUUGCCUCCAGAAAUAUGACCCCCCCCCCCCACCACCACCAACCCACGUGUGUUUUUGUCCUUAUUAUAUUCAGCGAAUUGAAGUCACUUUUAAAGCCAGUCCAAUCCAGAAUGAUGAAAAAAUGAUUUUUAAAAAAAGGGAAGUUUCAAGAAUACCUUUUUCAUUUUCUGCAAAAAUUGUCGACGUUACUAAUUCCAUAUUUUUUUUUGUACAAGAUAAUUCCAACAUUUCCUGUCUGCCUUUUAGUUUAUAUUUGACAACCUAUUUGGUUUGUAUUAAAACAUAACCUCAGGUCAUUUGAGUGAUAUUUUAUUUUUCUUUUUUAAAUUGAUAUGACUUAAAAAAAAAAGCCCCAAAAAGUGAAAACCUCACGUCAUUUGAGUGGGUUAUUUUAUCAUUUUUUUUAAAUUGAUAUGACUUAAAAAAAAAAAAAGCCCCAAAAAAGAGAAAUCACUAGAGGGCAGCAGUGCACAAAAAAUAAAACAAAUACUGUAUGAUAAACUUAGAAAGUAGAUAAUUUUUUUUGUUCAUAAGUUUAUUUUCACCUUGUGGUAUAUUUACAGAAAUGUAGAAAGGCAUCACGAUGCCAUGCCAAGAUUUGUUUUCCUUACCUUGGAGAAGAAAAAUUAAAUAAAUACAACGGACGUGCCUGCCAUAGAUAAAUAGACAUAGAUAAUGUCAUAGAUAUACAACAUUAGGAGCCAUUCGAGGGAAAUAAAGUGAAAAGUAGGUACAAUUGACACUUUACCAAAAAAAAAAAGCAUAAACGCAUAUACUGUAAUUUCCGGCCCACAAGCCGCUUUCAACCCUGCGGUUUAUGCGGUGAUGCUAACGUUAGCGCAGCGUUGGCGUUAGCGCAGGGCUAGCGUUAGCAUUAAACUCUUUCUGCGUACCGAGGCUUAUAACCAGGGGCGCGCCAUAGGCCGGGAAAUUACGAUAAAACAAAGUGCUUGAAAAUGAAAAUUAUUGGUUACUAUCAUCUAUAAGCUGCUCUGAAAAUGGAUGUUCAAGACAUAAAUUUAAUGUAAACCGUGUACUUGUGCGUACACGUCUGGUCUACACUACUGUUAAUUACACACUAUUAAGAUUCGGGAUUCUCAAAGUGUGGUACGUGGGCUCCCCCCGGUGCACAGGUGUCAAACUUCAGGCCUGCGGGGCCCGAUCUGGCCCCGCCGCUUUAUUUUAUGUUGCCCGCGUAGAAUCCAGGGUGUCAUUUUUCACGAUUCUUGCCAAAUCUGUACCAAAAUUUUAAAAUGUCAUGAUCAUCAACGACGACGACGACGAGAUAGAAGCAGUUUUUUGGUUUACCAAUGAAAUAUUUUGAUUGUUUCACAAACGCAACGGCCCGAAGAGGGGAAGCCGGAACCAGAAUGUGGCCCGCGAGAAAAACGGAGUUCGACACCCUUGCACUAGUGGGACAUGAAUGAAUUUCUCUAGUUGCUAAGCUAAGUACAGUUCAGUUGUAUUUAACAUUGAAAUACAUUUUUUUUUAAACGUUCCUAUAUU
Messenger RNA from Syngnathoides biaculeatus (alligator pipefish), 4934 nucleotides. It is a transcript of the gene sec24d, whose product is annotated as SEC24 homolog D, COPII coat complex component. Lineage: Eukaryota; Metazoa; Chordata; Actinopteri; Syngnathiformes; Syngnathidae. Gene Ontology annotation, biological process: COPII-coated vesicle cargo loading; endoplasmic reticulum to Golgi vesicle-mediated transport; intracellular protein transport. Bases 186 to 3257 code for a protein of 1023 amino acids. Gene Ontology annotation, molecular function: SNARE binding; zinc ion binding. Gene Ontology annotation, cellular component: COPII vesicle coat; endoplasmic reticulum exit site. The transcript is spliced from 22 exons. The record is from RefSeq and is a predicted model, not a curated record.